Stylonychia lemnae is the source of this 921-nucleotide messenger RNA. The record is from the annotation of a GenBank genome assembly. Lineage: Eukaryota; Ciliophora; Spirotrichea; Sporadotrichida; Oxytrichidae.
AUGCUUAUUGUUUCUUUCACACUUGACCAAGAAGCCCAGAGAACUUAAAAAUCUACCUUAUUAUGGGAUACUAAACUAAACAAAUCCAUUAAAAUAAUAAAAAAUAUGAACCUAGAAGAAGAUCCUUAUAUUAUAAUAAAUGGAACUGAAUAUUUAAAAUAAAUAAUCUAUUUGAAUACUGAUUUAGAUUAUCAUUUUUUAAUGAAGGUAAAAGAAGAUAAAAUAGAUUUUAAUAUUAUAGAGCGGGGAUUAUAGUAAAGCAAGGAAUGGGUGCGCUCAUAUGAUUAAUAAUAGGAAAAGCAUAUCCAGGAUAAUUUCAUCUAUCUAGAAGAAUUUGAAAUUUUUGGUAUUAGAUCUAAGUAUAAAAAUAUAAUAAGACCAAAGAACCAUCACUUUUUGCUAGUAUUAAAAGAUAUAGAUGGUACAUGCUUAUUUUACCUUAAAAAAGAUUUUACACUAGUUAAUAAAACAGAUUAUGCAAAAAUCAAGUUUAGAUUCUUGGAGAAACUCGAUUAGAGAUAUGCUAUUGAUUAGGACAACUAUUUAUAUAUAGUUCCACCUACAAAGACAUCAAAAUCAAUAGUUUAAUAAUUAGCAUAAUUGAAAUUAGAUAAUCAAGAGAUCAUGAUCGAUACUCUAAAUUUUAUACUAACCAAGAAAAUUAAUCAAUUUAUUAUAUUUAGGAUUCAUUUCUUUACAGAAUAAAUGACAUGGGAUUAAUCAAAAAGUUUAGCUGACAUUGAUAAAUUUGAGCAAAAAAUCUAUUUAAAAUUAAAGGAUUUAAAUAAAGAUGAUAGAUUUGAAAGAAUGAUUGAUGGAGAUACUGUGAUUUUAAAAAACAAAGCAUUAAUAAAACUCUCAGAAAUAUUCGAAAACUAUCAUCUUAAUGGAAUAUUUUUGAUAGAUGAAAUAAAUGAUUGA